Messenger RNA from Nymphalis io (European peacock), 856 nucleotides. Its product is annotated as chymotrypsin-1-like. The record is from RefSeq and is a predicted model, not a curated record. The coding region runs from base 5 to 856 and encodes 283 amino acids. Gene Ontology annotation, biological process: proteolysis. Gene Ontology annotation, molecular function: serine-type endopeptidase activity. The transcript is spliced from 4 exons. NCBI's taxonomy places the organism in Eukaryota, Metazoa, Arthropoda, Insecta, Lepidoptera, Nymphalidae.
UAAAAUGCUGUACAAAGCAAUAAUUAAAAUUGUUUUAUUACUUCUCCACGCGAGGCAUUUAGUUUGUCACUUAAAAAACAUGGGAGAAGUGACGAGGAAUUGGACAAAUGUUUUAAUUAAUCUCGAAAAACGUAUUGUCGGUGGAUCAAACGCUACGAAAAAUCAAUACCCGUUUAGUGUCCAAUUUUUUAAUUCCGGUGGUCUAUGCGGUGGUUCAAUACUUACGAAGAAAAUUGUGUUGACGGCAGCGCAUUGCUUGGAUCACAAUAAAAAUCUCAUUGAGAUGAAGAUUUUUUCAAAUCCCCGAUUUGUCUUUGAUCUUCAAGCAAUAGGACAUGACGUAUGGGAUUUCGAGAUUCAUCAGAAAUACGGUGUAAAUAUAGCUUUCGCUAAUGACAUCGCUAUUUUAAUAAUCCACGACUAUUUUGUGUUGGGACCUCAAGUUCAGAAGGUUAUUAUUAUUAAUACAGAUGCCUGGAUGAAUGUAAAUGAAACAUUUGUGGCUACCGGAUGGGGUGAGACUAAGUACGGUGGCGGUAUACAUCAAAAUCGUUUUAAAGCUGCCAAUAUGUAUUAUGUAAGCAAAAAGCGAUGCAUGGAUGAAAACAAAAUCGACUUGGGACCUGAAAUGUUUUGUUUGCACGGGAAUAGCGAGAGCGACACGUGCCGCGGAGAUUCAGGUGGAGGGGUAUUGUGGAAUGGCGGGUUAGUAGGAAUUAUUUCACAUGGUCGGGGGUGUCUUGAAACACCAGGUAUAUACGUAAGCGUUUACUAUAAUAGACAGUGGAUCAAGGAAACUGUUGCAAAGAUUUAUAAAAAGUUCUGUGAUUUUCAUAGCAAUAAAAUAAUAAUCUAA